Molecule: messenger RNA, 354 nt
Organism: Peronospora matthiolae
Lineage: Eukaryota; Oomycota; Peronosporomycetes; Peronosporales; Peronosporaceae
Source: the annotation of a GenBank genome assembly
AUGAGCAGCGCGGAACUGCAAUCGCGAGACGUCGUGAGAGUGCUCACGAAUGAGCACAUCAAGAAGCAAGGUGACAAGACGACAUCGGUGAAGACUGAAGACGUGGCGAAGGCGUUCAGUGCCGAGCGUGAACCUCGCCAGUGUACAUACUGCGGAAAAUUGGGGCACACGGUGGAGCGGUGCUGGACCAAGCAGAAGGACGAAAAUCAAGGAAGAGAUCGACGCGGCGGCAACAAGGCUCGUGGAAGCGGAGCCAACAACGUUCAGUGGCGAACCAACAGCAACUACGACGACGACUACGAUCGAGUUGCGUUCGCAGUUUUCGCUGGAGGCUGGACUUUCGACGGGCAAUAA